GUGGGUGUUUUCAGCAGUUGUGAUGCGACAGACACAUGGAAUUGGACUGCACAAGGAUCACUGCAGUACAAAAAGAAAAUGUGUCUUAAGCCUGAAACUCGAGGGGUGAAUCGUGAAUGGCUCGUGCUUGACUCAGUUUGUGAUGAGCGACAAAACGUCUUCGAGUUUGUGCCCAGUAAGUAUCUCUCAGUGCUUUAUAUAACUGGACUAUCUCACGUGAAUUGUCAAAGGGAAAAGUAAAAGGUGAUGGCAAUCUGUGUGCCAUUUACAUGCCAAAGGAAAGCGGUUGUGAGUCACAUACUUUUAACUAACUUUGUAUAUUUUGGAAACUGUAUCAAUUUUAAAGUGUUCUUCCUAGAGGUCCAGUAAGGAUCAUCUCUUAUUGAUCCAGUGUUACUACAGGAGGAAACCUAAACUAUACUAACUUUAUUUAUGUUAACUUUUUUUACCUUUUAUUCGUCCACUUCUAUAAACUGUUCGUUGUUUGAACAAAUGUUCAGUGUUACUACCGAGCACACGAGAAAACCUGCACUGUUUGGUAGAGUCAAACCAACGAUGGAUAGUGCAUGUUUUUAUGAUUCAUGAUCAAACAGAAGCACUCUUCUCACAUUGGAACUAAGAGAAAUUAAAAUCCAACAACUGCUUAUUGCAGGAAGAAUUCACGUGCACCAAACACUGUGCUGCUAACACUAUACACUUAGCUUCACUUUUCCGUAGGCUCUCUUAAAUCUACUCUCUCUAGGUUUUCAUGCUUAACCAACAUCACGUUUCAUCACAUGCACCAAACACGUGCCGCUGACACUAUACACUCGGCUUCACUUUCCUGCAGGCUCCUUUAAAUCUACUCCCUGCAGCUUUUCAGGUUUAACCAACAUCACGUUUAUCAUUUCAGCAUCUGGUUGGUAUUUAUACAUCGAAGCCUCGUCACCAAGGCGACCGAACGACAAAGCUCGAUUGAUCUCACCAUCGACAGCAGAAACCAAAUCAUGUCUCCUCUUUUUUUACCACAUGUACGGCCAUGACGUGGGUAAACUUCAG
Paramuricea clavata is the source of this 1038-nucleotide messenger RNA. NCBI's taxonomy places the organism in Eukaryota, Metazoa, Cnidaria, Anthozoa, Malacalcyonacea, Plexauridae. The record is from the annotation of a GenBank genome assembly.